GACAUUAGGGUUGGGAGAAUCCUGAAGGCCUGGAGGCACCCCGAGGCUGACUCUCUCUACGUCGAGGAGGUCGACGUCGGCGAGGAGGAGCCGAGGACCAUUUGCAGUGGGCUUGUUAAGUACAUUCCCCUCGAUCACCUCCAGGAUAUUCAAGUAGUAGUCUUGGCUAAUCUCAAACCAAGAAACAUGGUCGGUAUCAAAUCAAAUGGAAUGCUAAUGGCUGCUUCCGAUGCAUCUCAUGAGACCGUCGAACUUCUUAAACCUCCUGAAGGCUCAACCCCUGGUGAAAGAAUAUGGUUUGGCUCAGAGGAGGAGAAAGAUCAACAAGGAGAUGCUGCCGCACCUAAUCGGGUACAGAAGAAGAAGAUAUGGGAAACUGUCCAGCCUCACCUGAAGACCACUGAUUCAUGUGUGGCUGUUCUUGGGGAACGUCCUAUGCGGACUUCGGCAGGAGUGGUGAUGAGCCCAACCCUGACGAAUGCAAAUAUCUCUUGAUUAGAGGGCUGGUUCACUUAUUUUUGCUUAUUUUUUGUGCAGUUUUGCUUAGCCAAGCCCCUAAACUUUUAUGGAGAACAUUUUGUUAUAUUUUGUUUCAUGAUUUUUUUCCAAUGUGUUUGAAAUACUUCCUA
Asparagus officinalis (garden asparagus) is the source of this 629-nucleotide messenger RNA. Its product is annotated as aminoacyl tRNA synthase complex-interacting multifunctional protein 1. The transcript has 3 exons. Gene Ontology annotation, molecular function: tRNA binding. Lineage: Eukaryota; Viridiplantae; Streptophyta; Magnoliopsida; Asparagales; Asparagaceae. The annotation marks the transcript as partial. The record is from RefSeq and is a predicted model, not a curated record.